AUGUGGCAGAAAAGGGUGUGGAGUUGAGUCCUCUGCACCAGUUCACAUGUGGCGCUCUGACAGGAGCCGCCAUGGUCGUGUUUCCUCCGGGGCCAGCCUGCUGUUGCUCUGCUCCGAGGGAAAACAGGUAAAAGAGAAGGAGACGGGUUCAACAGAGGAGUAACAGAGUGCUGCGGACUGAACUUAAAAAAACAAACAUUUAAAAUGAGGCUUUCAUUGGACUGGGCACCUUUUCUGGCUGUUGGGAUGUUUUUGACAGCAGGAGCGCUGGAGAUCAUUAACAAAGACACACCUGAACUCAUCUGUAGCCAGGGUUUAACUAACUGCAAUGUGAGCUCAGAUGUUCAGUUCUGUGAAAAGCUGCAUGAUCCGUACGGCUCGGUGUUCAUCGCACAGGUGCAGCUUACUGCCAGUCUUGUUGUCUCUGACAUCGCAGACGUGUAUGAGCCAUGUCUGCAAAUCCACAUCACUCUUCAAAGGAGUGGUCCCGAGGGCUCAGGUGACGAUGACGAAGAGGAAGAAGCUCUAGUGAAAGUGGGUCUCUCCUUCCCAAGUUCCAUAGAGGUUUGCAGAGCAGUCACGUUUAAUCUGCGCUACUCUGGUUUAAAUCAAGAAACCACACACAAGCUGCUGUUGACACGGAAAUUAGAAAAAUUGCGUUUUGGCUCAACUGUUGUGGUUACAACACAGUCAGCAAAGAGUGGGUUUAAAGUACAAAACAUCACACUUCCAGAUGAUGUUUGCCAUGAGAAGCUUGAUAGGAUUGUAACAAAAUGUAAUGUUCCCGUACUCCGUGCAAAAACUGAGGACGGUGAAGUCCGACUGCAACACGAAAGCAGCAGCUCCAAACAAGACAAGCUCUCUGGUCUGAUGGUCUGGGAUGGAGUAUGUUCAAAAGACUUACCAUGGCCCAGAAACACAAGUGAGAUUUCGGUUUCAUCAGAAUUUGUCGCACCUUGCUUGUGCUUCCAGGCAUGGUGGGGGGAAGGAGACAGGGUGGAGUAUUGUCCCUUCAGACAUCAUAAAGCUUUAUUUGAAAGAAUGCACCAGAACAUACACGUGACAAUGGAGGAGGUUCCGCUGAGGAGUGGCAGAGCAGGGCUGUCCUGGAGCAUAACUUCCACCUGCAAACUGAAGGGAGAGGUGCGGCUGUGCAAGAAAGAUCUGACGGGGAGCUGGUGUGAAGAAGUGAUCAACUCCACGCACAAACUGCAAGACAGCUGGACUAAAUCAAGCUGCAGACAUUUGUCUUCAUAUUUUCAGCAAACAGGAUUGUUCACUGUGCCACGCCAUCCUCUGCUUUGUGUGCAGGGGAAACUAGAAGGAAUGAAGGCGUUUUCAGAGCCCCAUUGUCCAUUUAUGACCUCUCGAGUUAGGUGGAUCCUACCGCUUCUCAUUGGAUUAAUGCUCACGUGUUUGGCUAUACUUGCAGCCUAUUUAAUACAAGGAAUCCUAAAAGGUUACGUUUGGAAGUGGUUGAAAGAAGACGAUGUUAAAGGUGCAGUGGGUGGCAGUCACGUGGUGCUGCUGUAUCCCUCUGAUGAGACUGAUAGGCGCCUGCCAGGGCUGCUGUGUCACCUGGGCUCGUCGCUUCAGUCCCUGGGCUUCACCGUCUCUCUGGACCUCUGGAGCCAGGCUGAGCUCAGCGCACUGGGCCCCAUGCCGUGGCUCCACUCACGACUGGACCAACUGCAAAGGCAGGGGGGUAAAGUGGUGCUGGUCCUGACCCAGGCCACCUGGAGGAGAGCUGAAGAAUGGGGCGCCUGCAGCUGUGAGCAGAAUGGAUUACAAAACGUAAACGCGGAGGGCCAGCUGGGGUGGGCCUACCCCCCACCUUCACGCCACAUGGAUGUUUUUGGUGCUUCGCUGAGCUGUAUCCUUGCAGACUACUUACAGGGCCGUGCCGGGGAGAGGUUCAUGUUGGUGCAGUUCGAAUCCCUCCCACCUGAGCCACCGGAUGGUUUCCGGCCUCUCCCACAGCUCUUCUGUGGACUUCACGUCUACAGCCUCCCGUCGCAGAGCUUGGGUUUUCUGACUGAGCUCGCUGGAACCAAGAAAGUGGCCUCUGCAUCAGCCAGGAGGAAACGAGCCGGAGGGCUCAGGAUGGCAUCCCGGGCUCUGGCACAGAAACUGUCAGGGUUCACCGCUGGCACUAAUGUCUUCAGACUUGCUGGGGUGUCUCAGGGUUGUGUGGGCGGGGGAGUGGAAGACUCUGGGGAAACUGUGCCCUUAAAAUCGUAUCUUAUAACACCCCCGUCCAGCCCAGAGCCUGACCCCACGGUUGGUGAAGUGGUGUGGAUCUGAAAGCUUCAGAGGGUAAAAGUCCAGUUAUGGGAUGAGCAGCUUGUGAUGACAAAAGUACCUCGAGUGAUGCAGUUUAGCUGUUUUCUCUACCCUGUAGGUGUGUGUGUGUGUGUGUGUGUGUGUGUGUGUGUGUGUGUGUGUGUGUGUGUCGUCACUGUGAUUUCACGUAUAUGUUUGUUUUGCAAUGGAGGGGGAAUCCUUUGACUGAACACACUUCAUUAGUUUAUUAAUGUGUGCAGGAUGUUGUUGUCUGCAGUGUUAAGCAGCUUUUUCAACAUUUUUCUUAUUCCCUCAAUUUUAAAGGCUCCAAAGCAAAUUGCAGAACAUAUUCAGCUUUUAUUGCAAGUCAGUUCAGGCCCUGAGUAUCUGAUUAGGUUACCCAAACAGAUCACUGCAUAGAAAUUUUUCACUCUUUAUUCUCAAUGAAAAACACAUUGGUGCAAGCUUUAAAGGACCUGAACUUCCUCUAGAUAUCAUUGCAUCUACUUCUUUUUGUGACAGAUAAAUAAAUAAGAAUGUUGUAAUGUCACUUUAGUAAAGUACUUUCAUAUUUCCAUCUAGCUCCAUUUAACCAGUAAUUGUGUGUUUGUUAU
Molecule: messenger RNA, 2897 nt
Organism: Austrofundulus limnaeus
Lineage: Eukaryota; Metazoa; Chordata; Actinopteri; Cyprinodontiformes; Rivulidae
Molecular function (GO): interleukin-17 receptor activity
Source: RefSeq, a predicted model, not a curated record